GCCUGUGGUUCCUUCUGGCUCUUUCCUUUUAUCUGUGCUGUCAUAGGUACCUCUACUCCUGGCAUCAUGCUGUUGCCUAAAACCAUCUCAGUUGCUAUGGGUCCUCCCACCACCCCUGAUGACCCUCUCCUAUGGCCCACCUCCCCUCUACGCCAUUCACCCACUUCCUGUGUCCCUGGGCACCCUGAACAUGUUGUUGUGCCAAAUGGGAUUCAAUCACACCUACACUCAAACCAAGACUAGGAUUUCUAGGAACCUGGAAUAGACUUCCCUUGCUUAUUGAUUUUGAAUUUGACUUUGAUUUAUGUGGAAUUCUUGGACAAGACUGGGGAAGAAAUACUUUCAGAUAUUUAAUCAUCACAUAUCAACAAUCAUUAGAAGAAAAUAUCACAGAAAGUCUGCAGAAAAAGAUUAUGCUUUCUGAGUCAUAUUAAAACUUUAUAUGUAUACUUGAACUGAUGAUUAAAAAAAAUCCAAACACAUGAAAAACAAACAGCAAACAAACAAAAUUUUGGUUGUAAUAGAUCUUUCUUAGAACCCCAACAUUUGUCAAUAGAUACUAUGACAUGAUGAUUCUUCAAAUAACAUUUCCAACAGAUCUGAAAAUGUAUUGAUCAAACUGAAAUGCUAACAAACAGAGGUCAGUAUAAGGUAAAAGACUAAAUCUACAAUUCAUCCAUUAGUGCAGAUUAGCCAAACAAACUCAGCCUAGCACUCCAAUUCCUGAGAUAUUUGACUAAUGGGGAUGUUCCAAGUGUCCUCCCUUUGGUGACAAACAUUAGACAGAAGACAUUCAUGCCUAAUAUAUGUCUAUAACAGUCACACCUGUGUUUGUUUGUAUAUGGGUUUCUGUUAGUGUAUGUGUCCAAGUGUAUAAAAGUCCAGGAACAAAAGCAUUCAAACACUGAGCUACAGUGAAGGCACAUCCAGAUCAUCUGCACACACUGAAGCAAAAUGGAGCCCAGAGCCUCUUUCUCCAUUCUAGCCCUGCUGCUGGGUCUCUCCCAGGCUCUCCCUACCACAGAACCUCAGUAUGUGGACAUCACAUCACGCAUUAUCACCAUCAACAACGGGUCCAGUGAAAUGCUGGUGGAGGGAGACAUACUUUUGCCAGAAACCAGGAAUUCUCUGGUCUGCCCCAGCAACAAAUGCUUUUGGAAGAAGUCCUCCAAUGGUUUAGUGCAGGUGCCUUAUGUUGUGAGCACUGAUUUCUCUUCUUUGGACAUGGAUGUAAUUAAGAAUGCCAUGGCAUCAUUCCGCAAGAAAACCUGCAUUCGCUUUGUUCCCAGAACAGUUGAACCUGACUACAUCAGCAUCAAAAGCCGAGAUGGGUGUUACUCAGCUGUGGGCAAAACAGGUGGUGCUCAGGUGCUCUCUCUCAACAGGAACGGCUGUGUGUACCAUGGAAUCGUCGAGCACGAGCUGAACCAUGCACUCGGUUUCUACCACGAGCAUACCAGGAGCGACCGUGACAACUAUGUCAGGAUCAACUGGCAAAACAUUGACCCAGCAAUGCAGUCCAAUUUCAACAAGGAGAACACCAACAAUCUGAACACACCAUAUGACUACAGCUCUGUGAUGCACUACGGAAAUACGGCUUUCUCCAUCAACGGAAUGGACACCAUAACUCCUAUUCCUGAUGAAUGGGUGGCGAUUGGACAGAGAGUUGAACUGUCCACCAUUGACGUCAAGAGGAUCAAGAUUCUGUACGAGUGCUAAACUUUACAUCCGAUAACAUUAUAUUUCUAUCUGAUACUUCUUCCUCUCUAGCUUGACCUAAAUGUGCUAUAAUAUUCUCAUCAUACGUAACCAAAAAAUGUAGCAAUACAAUUAUGUGACGUGUUACGUGAUUGCAAAAUAUGUAGUAAUGUCAUAAAA
Molecule: messenger RNA, 1878 nt
Organism: Electrophorus electricus (electric eel)
Lineage: Eukaryota; Metazoa; Chordata; Actinopteri; Gymnotiformes; Gymnotidae
Product: hatching enzyme 1.2
Biological process (GO): proteolysis
Molecular function (GO): zinc ion binding; metalloendopeptidase activity
Source: RefSeq, a predicted model, not a curated record